This is a messenger RNA of Cylindrotheca closterium, 2904 nucleotides long. The record is from the annotation of a GenBank genome assembly. NCBI's taxonomy places the organism in Eukaryota, Bacillariophyta, Bacillariophyceae, Bacillariales, Bacillariaceae.
AUGCAACAAACCAAACCAGAAAGAAAGCGAUCAGUGGUCGAUCGAUACAUGCCACAGGGAGAAAACAAACCAAGACAACAAACACAAGACUCUCAAACUUCUACUUCUACUCCUACUCCUCCUACCCCUCCUACCGGUAGUGCAACAAAAUCAACAAAACCAACAGCAGUAACACCGCCACAGUCACCCAACAAAUCAAAUGGUGGUGGUGGUGGUGAUGAUCAUAAUAAUAAUGACAAGGAAGCCAAAAGUGCUGCCAAUGAGUUACAUAUCGAGGAACCUACUACUCCACACCCACCAGCCAAAGAACCAGUACUUGUCUUGUCACCCAAAAUGACGGCCAAAUUGCGGAACAAAAUGAUUGCGUCCUCGCCAGCAGGCAGAAAAGGGGCAAAGACACAUGCUACUGCCGCCUUGUCGCCAUCGCUCGCGGCUUCGAGGGGCAGUUUGCAAGAUAGAAUCAAACUAUUCUCCAACUCUAAUGCGUCAGCGCCAUCUUGGGCUCUCAAUCUACAACAACAAAAGAAGGUGCCACAACAGCUUCCACCUUCACAAGAACGACAACAGAAACAACAAGAAAAAUCAAAAUGGCGUCAUGAAAUGAGAAGUAAACGACUGCCUAACAAGAGUGUGGUUCCAGCUAAAAUGAAAAACGUCAUGGCGGCGCCCAUGAAACUGGCAGACUUUGAGCCUCCCAAGUUUCCAAAAAGUUCUUUGGAUGUAGAAACAAUCACAUCGUCCAUCAGAGCCAACUUCUUGUUCGAACAAUUGUCCAAGGCAGAUUUGGACACCUUGGUGCAAGCCUUUGAAAAAGUACGAGUGCACUUGGGAGAAGAAAUUAUCAAACAGGGAGAAUCGGGAGAUUACUUUUAUAUACUGGGAAAUGGAAAAGUCAAAUUUGUGGUCAAUGGCAAGGUGGUGGGAUCAGCAGGUGCAGGCAAGUCCUUUGGAGAAUUGGCACUCUUGUACACCUCACCAAGAGCGGCCACUGUCAUUGCCGAUUCCAAUCCGACACACUUGUAUCGAGUGGAUCAAAAGUCUUUCCGAUACAUCAUGCAAACCAAGGCCCAAGAAACGGAAGGAGAAAAGAUGAAACUUUUGCAGAGUAUUGCAUUUCUUAAAGACUUUGCCAAGCCAGAUUUGGAACGACUCUGUAAUUGUAUGGUGAUGCGCAAAUUCAAACCCAAGGAAUCCAUCGUGACCAAGGGAGAAGUGGGGAAUGAUUUUUAUAUUUUGAAAGAAGGCAGUGUCGAAAUUACCGAGAUUGAAGCCGGAGGCAAACGCUUCGACGAUAUUACCUUGAAACCUGGUGCAUACUUUGGAGAGCGGGCAUUGAUUACUAGUGAGCCACGAGCAGCAAAUGUCAUUGGAAAGUCAGAAGGAUCAUGUUUUGUCAUUGAUCGGGAUACCUUUGAAAAGGUAUUGGGCAAGUUUAGCAAGGUCAUUUUGAAGUCACAAGAUAAAGUCUUGUUGGAGGGAAUCCACAUUAUCAAGGAAGCCAAGUUGGAGGCCAAGGUGAUGGAUCAACUGGCGUUUGCGAUCGUUGAUCGCAAUUUCAAGGCUGGGCAAAAUAUUAUGGAAGAGGGAAAGAGCACCACAGCGGCACUCUACUUGGUUCGAGAAGGAUCUGUUUCGAUUCGCGAUGGUGACAAGGUGGAGAAGACGAUCGAAGCAGGGGGCUACUUUGCCGAUGAGCACUUGAUGGGCGAUGCACUCCGUGUUGCCAAUACCAUGGGAAAUAUGUCAUCCCAACUCACGGUUGUGUGCGAAGAAAAGUGUACUUGUGGUGUCUUGACGUUGAAGCAGUGUCGAUUGUUUGUUGACACGUCUAGAGCCUUUCCCGUCGUUGGCAAGAAAAAGAAAGCGAGCAGCGAUGGUGCACAAAGCAAGAGUGGCAAAAAUGACGAGGCUUCAGGAGAGUUCGAUAAUCGUUCAUCAGCUAUUUUGAAACGCCGAUCCACCAUCAAAGAAACCUUCAACAAUAGUGUCAGUAUGGAAGAAUUGGAGAAAAAUGAGCUUCUUGGCGAAGGACAAUUUGGACAGGUGUGGCUUGUCAAGGCUGAUAUUUGGGGCACUGGGGAAGAAGAAGACAUGGAACAGUUUGCUUUGAAGAUUCAACAGUGGGACGAUGGAGAUUGUAGUAGAGAAUACGCAGCAGCAAUUCAGAGAGAAAAGGAAGUCAUUUCGAGCAUGGAGCAUCCUUUUAUUGUGGACUUGAUUUGCUCCUUUGACAAUGAACAAGAGUCUUUGAUGCUGAUGACUGUUGUUGAGGGUGGAGAGCUUUGGAAUGUCAUCCAUAGAGAAAGUGAUGACGGGUCCGGUGACUGGAUAUCAGGAAUCAGUGAAAGCGAUGCUAGAUUCUACUCUUUGGUUGUGGGCGAGGCGUUGGCGUACAUGCACCACAAGUCGAUUGUAUUCCGCGAUUUGAAGCCCGAGAAUGUUUUGAUCGACAAGGACGGAUAUCCCAACAUAAUCGACUUUGGAUUUGCCAAGGUUUGCGAAGGCAAGACUUUUACAUUUUGUGGAACACCCCAAUAUGUGGCACCUGAGAUCAUUUUGUCCAAGGGUCACAGCUUUGGAGUCGACCAUUUUGCGCUGGGAAUUGUGAUUUACGAGAUGAUAGCAGGAGAGAAUCCGUUCUACUAUGAUGGGCUGCCAACUUCAGAGCUAUAUGAAAUCAUUUCCAAAGAAGAACCCUAUCCAUUGGCCGAGACUGUGUCAAAGGAAGUGAAAGAUAUUGUCAAUGGACUGUUGACCAAAGAUCCGAAUCAACGACUGGGCAACUUGUCUGGUGGAGAAUUGGAUAUCUUGAAUCAUAAAUGGUAUGCAAAGAGCGAACUAGACUUGAAGCUACUAAAAGAGAAGAAGAUCAAAGCACCGUUUAUCCCCGAUUUGAGUAAAUAA